Rhizoctonia solani is the source of this 1773-nucleotide messenger RNA. Its product is annotated as mitogen activated protein kinase. The transcript has 3 exons. Bases 1 to 1773 code for a protein of 590 amino acids. Gene Ontology annotation, molecular function: protein binding. The record is from RefSeq and is a predicted model, not a curated record. NCBI's taxonomy places the organism in Eukaryota, Fungi, Basidiomycota, Agaricomycetes, Cantharellales, Ceratobasidiaceae.
AUGCUCAUCGACCUACCACCUGAGCUCUUCGACGCCAUCUUCCGUGUUCUUGACGAUCGUUCCCAACGCUAUCUCGUCGCCACCUGUCGUGCCUUUCGGAGCCAUUGUCUUUCUGAAGCAUGGCAAACGCUGACAUUUGGAGGCCCCGGAGUCAAAUCCCAGCUGAAGCGCUUCGUGUAUUGGGUUGACACAACUCGACACAGUACGGAUCUGUUCAAAAACACACAAAAUUUAUUCAUUCGUGCUUGUCUCCUUGAUGGCGCGGUGCCCCCAGGCUCGCUGGAGGGCGAACAAAACACCGAUAUUCAAGAUGACGACAUUGCCAACUUGCUUGUCCGACUCACAGCGAGCCUGACGGUACUCUCAAUCGACCUUCCACCGAUGCCUGAAGAUCAACUAUUCGAUAAGACACUGUCUCGUAUAGCCCGGCUCCCCAAGCUCCAGCGUCUAUUUCUCGGACGGGUUAAAGUCCACGAUGGGUACGACGUCGCCUGCGAUUAUACGGAGCUCAAGGAGGCUACUAUGAUUUGGUGCCAUGGUAUCGUCGAACAGAAACUUCUAGUCGAUCAGUUUGGCCUCGAACACCUGGACGUACACGACAGUUGGGAUAUUGGGAAUCUGAGCAUGAUCUCGUAUCAGUGGCACAACCUCAAAUCGUUCAGAUUCUCGGCUGUCGACCAUACGUAUGCGACGAAGAUACUUGAAUCCGGAAGAGGAGCAAUGACGUCUCUGGAAGAGGUGUCCAUAGAGGUCCCAAUGUCCAAUGAUGUUUUCUUCCGAAUCGUAUCCGAACUUUCCAACUAUCCUAUCCAAAAGUUCCAUCUGUGCUUGUCAGCAAUCGGGCUUGAGGUCUUCCAUGACCUAGGGAGGAACUACGUGCCAGAUGAUUUUGGACCAAAUUGGCUAGCAUACAUCUCUAACAACAUGGCUGGAUUAAAGGAAUUGGUGCUUGAUUACAGGGCAGGGGGAAGCCGAUUCACGCUCCAGUGGCCUGGAGAUCAGACCAUGUACGCGGGUGCGCUAGCGUUUGCGCAGAAUCUGCAUACCCUAGCGAUUUCAAUACACGCUUUACCCAGAUGUGGAAGAUUCGACUGCCGACAAUUCGGUUACAUGUAUUUCGAACAUAUACCCAACCUUCAGACGCUGCACUUUCCCGCCAUGCCCCUUAUCCCUAUGCGCUCGCUCGACUCUUUCUAUUCCGACAUGGGCCUAUCACCUUCGCCUGCGUUGAUCAAAGGGUAUACUAUGAUUGGACGACAGAACCAACCGAAUCAUUUCGAGGACAUGGGUGAUACGUAUCGACCGUUUUGGAUCACCAACGGGCCCGACGUCGCAGUCGACCGACACAGGCGUGGAGGCGGUCUGCGCAUCGUCGCUUACAACCGGACAGAAAGUGUACCUGAUGAUUCGAGCGACGCGCACGUAUUCGACGAGCUCAUGGACGAACUUCUCGCUCACGAAGCUGAUUUUUUUGACCAAGAGGACGUGGAUUUGGGAUUGUGGUUUCCUGAGCUAGAAACUGAGGAUGAGGGCGUCGAGGAUGACGAUGACGAGAACGAUGAAGAUUGGACGACCUCGGAUGGCGAAGAUCAUGACGACCAAGAUCCGCCUCCGCCGACGUCGGAAGAGUGGAUGCAGGGUUUGACGAUUGGGGUAUCCAACGUAAACUUGGGUAUCAACCAGCUUGAUUUUUCGGAAUUAGACGGGCAUAGUUCGAGCGAUGGUGACGCGUUGGAGGAUAUCAACGACUCGGAUUUGUCCGCCGAUCUGUAA